Messenger RNA from Xiphophorus maculatus (southern platyfish), 2546 nucleotides. It is a transcript of the gene timm50, whose product is annotated as translocase of inner mitochondrial membrane 50. The transcript is spliced from 11 exons. Gene Ontology annotation, molecular function: phosphoprotein phosphatase activity. The record is from RefSeq and is a predicted model, not a curated record. The coding region runs from base 934 to 2091 and encodes 385 amino acids. Lineage: Eukaryota; Metazoa; Chordata; Actinopteri; Cyprinodontiformes; Poeciliidae.
UGACUAAGCAAUAAUUAUUCAAGAUAUCAUUAAUAUCACUCUGACUAGUCAGAAUGUUAAUUCAAGACAAAUAGAUGUCUGCUAAAGAUAUCUCUAAUUCAUUUGGAGCCAAAAAUACAAUUUCAUCCAGGUAUCUGUAAGUUAGUUUGCUUCAACAUUUCUGCAAUUUAAUUUGUAUUAGUCAGAUCUGUAUAACAUCUAAAAAGAAAUGUACAAUAACUUUAAUUGGAGGAAUAACUAGUCACAGCAAAAGGUAAGAUAUCUCAAAGUUACUUUAAAUUACUUUACAGAUAGUCAUUUAUUGAACUGAAGCCUCCCUGUAACUUCAUGAUAUAUGAAUAUGGAAAACCUUCACUGACAUUCGGGACAUAAACAGUCCACUAAGACAUUUCUAUUUAGCAACAUUUUUGUUUCACUUUCUUAGAUGUUUAUUUAUUUCCAUUGUAAAUGCUUGUUUUGGUUUAAGACCUUUGUAGACCAAUGAGAUCUCAACAUGUAAUAACAUAAAUUAAACAUAUUAUUAUUUAUACUAGUCGGAAUGUAAUUAGAGAGAUAUCAAAUAUGUAUUUUCUCAGUCAUGAUAUAAUUAGAGGUGUCUCAAUUUGCUAAUAUGUCUAGUCAUUAACCAAAUUAAGAUGUAUUGAGCGUAAGCGUAGUGAAACCAACUUCAUGUUAAAACGGCCUGCCAUACUCUUUGGGCACGUUACCAUCAAGCAUCAUGGCCGCUUUUCUUUCGCAAUCGAAGGUCAGACAAACUUUCACUUCUGAUUGGUUCAAUUUUUAUAGAACCCACCUGCUCUUUCAACCACGUGAUUCCACACUUCUGUUACUGCCUCUCGCGCCUGCCACUCACAGACGCUCCAGCCAAUCAGGAGCUCUGUCCUCUGGGUUUACGUCACAGGCACUCACCGGCAGCUAACGCUAGGAUCCAAGAUGUCCGCGAUGUUCCCCAUGUGUGUGAGAGCCAGCCGGAGCCUUCUGCGGUUCCAGGGCGGGACGUCAGCUGCUUCCAGCCCGCAGCAGGUGCUGGAUAUCAUCCGGACUCUGUCCACGGAGAAGAACCCACCCGGUACCGGCGGUGCGACGGGAGGGCUAGCCCAGGCUAUCCUCCAGGAGAGGCUUCAGCAGAGUCAGGGUCAGCCACCACCAGAGGGCGAUACGAGUCAGAAGGACGGAGAGCAGACGGAGGACAGGAAGCAGAAGGAGAACUCGGCCUACGCCAAGAAGAUGGUGCUGCGGCUGGCGGGGCUCAUGGGCGUGGGUGGGGCCGCCAGCCUCGUCUACAUCUUUGGGACAAAUUCAGAGGACGAGCAAGGAAACAGGAUUCCUGAUGAGUUCGAUAAAGAUCCGCCUGUUGUGCAGCAGCUCAGGAGAACCUACAAGUACUUCAAGGACUACCGACAGAUGAUCAUCGAACCGACGAGUCCGAAGCUGCUUCCCGACCCGCUGAAGGAGCCGUACUACCAGCCGCCGUACACGCUGGUUCUGGAGCUGACCGACGUUCUGCUGCACCCGGAGUGGUCGCUGUCCACCGGGUGGCGCUUCAAGAAGCGGCCCGGCAUCGACUUCCUGUUCCAGCAGCUGGCGCCGCUCUACGAGAUCGUCAUCUUCACGGCCGAGACGGGCAUGACGGCGUACCCUCUGAUCGACAGCAUCGACCCGCAGGGCUUCGUCAUGUACCGCCUCUUCAGGGACGCCACGCGCUACAUGGAGGGGCACCAUGUCAAGGACGUGUCGUGCCUGAACCGGGCCAGCAGUAAGGUGAUCGUGGUGGACUGUAAGCGCGAGGCGUUCCAGCUGCAGCCCUUCAACGGCCUGGCGCUCAGGAAGUGGGACGGAAACUCCGACGACCGGACCCUCUACGACCUCGCCAACUUCCUGAAGGCCAUCGCUCUGAGCGGCGUGGACGACGUGCGUGGCGUUCUGGAGAACUACGCCCUGGAGGACGACCCCAUCGAGGCCUUCAAACGCCGCCAGGCCCAGCUGGCCCAGGAGGAGCAGCAGCGCCUGGCGGACCUCUCCCAGCAGAAGAAGCCGGCUCUCUCUCUGGGCUCCAUCACGACCCGGUUCUGGCGGUCCAAGCAGCAGUGAGGCCCGCAGAACCUCCCACCCACACCGCUCCACCCGGAGGUCGGGUUCUGGAAGCGGAGCGGGGCUCUGGAGGCCCCGGCCCCCUUCCUCUCUGUGUGUCCUGAUUGGACCCAGGUGAGUUUGGACCUGCUGGAGAUCGACGGCUGAACCAGAACCAGAACUGGCUCUGGUUCUCCUCCGCCCUGGACCGGACCUGGUAUCGGCUUCCCCCCCGUCCUGCAGGGGGUGCAGUAACUCUGACAGAAUAAAUCACUGAUGUUCAGACGUGAGCAGCGGUUCUGGUGGACGUUGGACCGGACCGGACUGGGACCCUGCAGGAGCUGCUGCUGCGGUUCUGUUGGCCUCAUAAAGCUCUGAAACAAACAUGUGCUGCGACUUUUCACCAGCAGGAGGAGCAGCUGAGCCCGGCAGGCCCGGUUCUGGGAUGGAACCGGACCUUCAGAACAUCAGACCAA